AUGCCAUCCGAAUUACUCCACCUACCCCCCCUCUACACCCUCGUAGGGCUCUACCGACUCCUCACCGACCCAUUCAUCCGCCAGCCCGUCCUGGACAAGAUCAAACAUGCUUCCGUGAGGGGUUUGGUCGUAGGUGGGAUAUACGCAGCGGGAAGUUGGAAAUUGAUGGAUUGGUUCGUCCGUCAUUUCUUGAUAGGUCAAGGAUGGAAUAUAUUCAAAUCCCACAAAGCUCUAGAAAAGGAAAGUGCGAAUGGGGUGGUAAAUGUCGGUAUUGGGAAAUUUAGUAUACCCAUUGAUAUCGUUUUAUAUACCCACUUGUUCAUCCUCUUACCUCAAAUCAGCUCUAUCCUACGUUAUUUCAUAUACAAGAACCUGAAAAUAGCAAGAUCGAGAGCGUAUUCUCUAACUGUAUCUUCGAGAGGUAAACCACAUGAGUUCUGGUCUCAGGGGUAUAUAGAAGAAUGGGCUCAGCCGCCUGCUUUACCCGGCUCAGGCCAAGUAGAUAAGAAUGGUAGAAGGAUCAGAUCAAAUACGCAAUAUAUAGAUUGGAUAUUAUGGUGGCCUACUCAACUAGUCUUGCGAAAAUACUUGUUCUUACCCCUCUCACCGCAUUUACCAUUACUCGCUCCACUCGUCAAAUCCUUCCUUCGAUCAAUAACCACGGGAGAAUACCUCCAUCAACCUUAUUUCGAUACGAAAGGAAUGAACAAUGACGAUAUUUGGAGAUGGGUAGAAGAGAGGAAAUGGGCCUAUAGGGCUUUCGGUUUUGCAGCCUCUUUGAUCGAAAGCAUACCUAUCAUAGGGUUAUUCUUCUCCAUCUCCAAUAGAGUAGGUGCAGCGAUGUGGGCAUUCGAUCUCGAAAAGCGACAACACCUCUUUUCAGCAGGUAUCAUCCAGCCCCUCCAGCCGAGUCAAGUGGGAUUUUACGGUAUGGGAAGAGUAGACGAUCUAGGUGUGGAUAUCCAAAAGGCAGAAAAGGAAAUUGAUAGGAAAUUCAGUACGAGGAAAUCAACUGGGGCAAAUGAACAAGACACUGAGCAGGAAGGGGUAUUUGAGCUGAAAGGGAAGGGAUUGGGUGUAGAGGAGAGUGGGCGAGAAAAAGUUCUGUAA
Messenger RNA from Kwoniella botswanensis, 1110 nucleotides. RefSeq lists its product as uncharacterized. Bases 1 to 1110 code for a protein of 369 amino acids. NCBI's taxonomy places the organism in Eukaryota, Fungi, Basidiomycota, Tremellomycetes, Tremellales, Cryptococcaceae. The record is from RefSeq and is a predicted model, not a curated record. The transcript has 6 exons.